Chelonus insularis is the source of this 2792-nucleotide messenger RNA. RefSeq names its product neutral and basic amino acid transport protein rBAT-like. The record is from RefSeq and is a predicted model, not a curated record. The coding region runs from base 573 to 2711 and encodes 712 amino acids. Lineage: Eukaryota; Metazoa; Arthropoda; Insecta; Hymenoptera; Braconidae. Gene Ontology annotation, biological process: carbohydrate metabolic process. The transcript is spliced from 7 exons.
UCCUAAUCAAUGCUUCCAAGUAAGUAAAUAAGACUGACUAUCACCAGAAUGAAUUGAUUACUAUUAUUUGUGUUUUUGUUGCUAUUAUUGUGUGGAAAAAGUGAUAAAAAAAUCAUCAUAAUUGUAGUAACUGUAAUUUAAUGGUGUGAGUAUCAACAAAGUUCAAUUUUUUUGUCAAACUAUUACUUACAAGGGGUCAAUGUUGAUAAGAAAUCACACUCAUUUCUGAUUAUUUGACAUAUUGAGCUCUCAUAUUCGAAGAAGUUGCACUUAAGUAUACAUAUUUGGAAUUUUUAUCAAAAAUAAAACACAUUUCAAGCACUAAUUUUAUCCAAAAUGAAAUUUCGUUCAUUUUUGGUCAAUUUUAAAACUACUCUGACGAUCAAAAAAAGAAGAAGAGCAGUCAUGCGCCCUUUAGACGUCAAAAAUAAGCAUGCGCUUUAUUUUAUUGAAGGUCAUAUACAAUGUGGGCCUGGGUUGACAAUCGUCGAUGAAGACAGACGAGUUUAGAGGCUCAGUUACUAAACAUAUCUACUAAAAAUAACGCCCUAACAUUCGGCUACAAUUACAAGAUGGAUAAACAUUUGGCGAUUGACUCACCAAGUGAAUUACUUUCAUCAUCAUCAGCCAAACCACCUCGGUUAUUUAUCAAGAAUUCUAGUAUUCAGGAUGAAGAGGAAUCAGACUGUCCACUUUUAACUCCAAGUCCACCUCCUGGUGAUCAAACUCCAUCAGACCAACUGGAAACUCCAGAAUCAACAAUGUUUGAUCGUCUAGACAAUAAUUCUCCAGCAAUAGAAGAAAUAAAAUCAGCUGUUGUUAAUGCACUAACUAUUAACAAUGCUAAUAUUAACAAUAGUAAAAUAAACAAUGACGAAGCAAGCUCAAGGGAUCCAAUGGUAGAAUCAAGCAGUAGCGAAGAAAGUCGUAGUUUAAAUAAGGAGCCGGUUUGUACUCAAUUAUUAACUCAAUUGAAUACAGCAUAUCAACAUUUAGCACCCGAUGCUCAAGCAAUUUUUUAUAGUCAAGAAAAUGGCGGUAAAGCUCCAAUGGUUGGAAUCCAAGUGAUAAUGCCAAAAUCGCCCAAAGACUUUGCUUUUACUCAAUGGAAUUGGCCAAAGAUUAGACGGAUUUGUUUUUGGUUGAUGAUAGGAUUACUGAGUUUGGUAACAACGUUUGCUAUCCGAGGUAUUGUCACGAUGCCACGACGAUGUGAUCCACCAACAGAAUGGUGGCAAGGAAAGCUCUUCUACGAGAUAUUCCCAGCAUCGUUUCAAGAUUCAUCGAAUGUUGGUGAUGGAAUUGGGGAUCUGCGAGGUAUAUCUAUGCGAUUGGGUUACCUAAAGAGUCUUGGAGUUAAGACAAUUCGAUUAAACUCCAUUUUCCAGGCAACUCAUUAUCCAGAACACUACUUAAAUAUCAAGAAUCUCACUUCUAUUGACGAUAAUCUUGGAACAAUGGCGGAUUUUACGAAUCUUGUUGACCAACUUCAUCGUAAUGAUAUUAAUCUUGUACUAGAUAUUCCAAUUCAUGCCUAUGUCAGCCGAAAAUCGAUAGGAAAUAAUCCUAAUUUCGAGAAUGAAAAGAUAAUGGCUGAUUACAAGAGAAUUUCUAGAGAAGUCGAAGCUCGAGAUGACAAUUUAACAUCAUCAAUAUCAAAUUCUUCAGAAAAAAAUGCACCAAAGUAUGAAAGAUAUACUCUACCUAAUUCUGAUGACAUUAGCAAGAAUUCCUUGCAUGAAAUAACAUUGGUCCUAACGUUUUGGCGACAAAAGAAUGUUGAUGGAUUUUACUUGAAAGGCUUAGAGCAUUAUGUUAAUGAUUCGAAUUUUAUGAAUUUUUUAAACCAUUGGAGAGACAUCAUGGGACCUCAGAGGAUCCUCAUGUGCAACUGGAAGGUCCUAGAAGUUGCUAGAAAACCGAUGAUUAAAGAAAAAAUAAUGGAAGUGAUGGAUUUGGUUGAUGUGACGCUAAAGAUGACUAAUGGAACUAAGGCAAUUCAGAGACAGGUUGAAGAUGUGAUGGCUAAUUUAUUUAUUGUUCAUGAAGAUCCAAGUAAAGUUGUUGAUCAGAGAAUGUGGGUUCAUUGGUCAGUGGGGAAUGUGGAAACCAAGAGAAUAGCAUCGUGCUUGUCGUCAAAAAAUGCUACGAAAGCUGCUAUUAUUUUUGCUAUGAUGUUGCCGGGGACUCCAAGCAUAUUUUAUGGGGACGAGAUCGGAAUGAGAGAUUGCAAGUGUGAAGAUCACACUGAUCUGGAGAAUUUGCACAACCUUUCACCAAUGAUCUGGUCUUUUGUGUUUCAUAAUAAGACAGAACAGUUCUCAUCGAGUACAGUAAUGCCUUGGAUACCAAGCUCUCCUAUGCCAUUACCUACCUCAAUGAGUAUCGCAGUACCCCAGAUGAUGAAUUUACGUCAGAGCGCUGCUCCAAUUUAUGUUGAAGCUGCUCUGAAGCAUGAUCAUAUAAGUGUAAAUUGUGAAAUCAGGUAUGUCGAAAGUGAGUUAAUAAUUAUCGAAAGAUGGUAUCCGCGACAGAAUACUUACAUUUUAGUGGCUAAUUUUGGUAACAAUACCCAGAACAGAGAUUUUUCUUCUUUAUAUUACGAAGGAGAGAUUGUUGUUGGUCCAAUUAAAAGACUCAAUGACGUCAUACUUUUUAAGGAAUUUAUUAUCGCUCCUGGUGACGCUUAUGUUAUAAAACUUAAAAAAUAGGAAAUAAUUUUUACUAAAUAAUUAAGGGAUAAGAGUUUUUUUGUAAAUAAAAAAAAAUAUUUAUUUUAAAAUUUACUAAUU